Caenorhabditis remanei is the source of this 984-nucleotide messenger RNA. RefSeq lists its product as uncharacterized. Lineage: Eukaryota; Metazoa; Nematoda; Chromadorea; Rhabditida; Rhabditidae. Bases 1 to 984 code for a protein of 327 amino acids. The record is from RefSeq and is a predicted model, not a curated record. The transcript has 3 exons. Gene Ontology annotation, molecular function: protein binding.
AUGUUUGUACCGUUUCCUUUACUUCGUCUUCCAUUUCUCCCAUUCGAGAAAGUCAUAAAAGGAAUGAGUCCUUUUCAAAUACUUCUGUUAUCCCUAUGCUCCAAACGUUCAAAGUCAAAAUGUCAAUUGAUGAAACCAGCCAAACUGUUAUUCCUCAAAGUGUAUCUUGGCGCAAAAGCCAGAAUAACAGUGAUGUUUGAAAAUUCGAAACGAGAAUUCCAAGUGGACACUGAUUGCCGUUUCAUCGCUCAUGACUUUUACUGGUACCAUAGAACGAGGUGGUUGCCCGAUCAUUGGAAUCUGAUUAAUUGUGUUUCAAAACCUUCUUCGGAUAAAGAAUUUCUGAAAUGGGUUGACACCAUCAGGGAGGUCUACAGUACUUCAUUGAAUAUAUUUGUUGUGGAGAGACCUUGUAACAAAGAAGUAAUUGAAUGGAUUGAGAAAAAGAAGCCGUCAAUCGAUGUACUGUUUUUCAAAUGCCACAUCCCUUUGAUAACAAUGCAGAGAAUUCUGAAUUGUGUCGAACUGAAAAAAGAAGUGAACAUCAGAUGUGGCGUGUCUCCACAGAUCUCUAUCUCGGGUCCAUCAGAGAUCAAUGAAUUGACACAUGUCACAAAUUCAAUGAAUUUCAGUGAUUUGUUAAAAUUAAAAUGCCCAAUUAUCAGGUCAGAGUGUACUGAUUUCUCUGAUACCGAUCUCAAUAUAUUCCUGAAAAACUGGAAGAAAAAUGGAGGAACCUUUGACGAACUGACAGUGAAUCGAUCCCCAAACUCGUUAGAUAUCGAUGAAAAUGUAGUAAUUGAAGGAUUGGAUGCUGAAUCAAUCGAGUACUCAAGAUAUGAAAAACCCGCAGAUCAAAACAUGAAGGUGUUUCAAGGAUACAGUAUUCGAAACAAUCAAGAAGAGAUUGCAGUGUUCGGUUUCUAUGGCUGGCAUAAUAAAAAUGUCAAAUUUAAAUUUUUUGUAUCUACUUCAGGCCUGUAA